This is a messenger RNA of Kickxella alabastrina, 1841 nucleotides long. Its product is annotated as asparagine synthase-domain-containing protein. The record is from RefSeq and is a predicted model, not a curated record. Lineage: Eukaryota; Fungi; Kickxellomycota; Kickxellomycetes; Kickxellales; Kickxellaceae. The coding region runs from base 61 to 1737 and encodes 558 amino acids. The transcript is spliced from 2 exons. Gene Ontology annotation, molecular function: asparagine synthase (glutamine-hydrolyzing) activity.
CAUUUAUUUGAUUUCACUUCGCUUCACUAUAUUUUCCUUCUUUUUAUUGUCAUUUGCGGAAUGUGCGGAAUCCAACUUUUGGUGCGUCAAAGCGCCUGCGCAGCCGACGCGUCCACGGAAAAGCGCUGGGCCGAUCUCACACUUGCCAACAGCCGCCGGGGCCCUGACGCACACAACGAACUAACCAUUACGCUGCGCUUUUUCACACUGCGCAUCGGCGCCCACGUCCUGCACCUGCGCGGCGCCCACCCGCAGCCCCAGCCACUGGUGAGCGCGCAAACCGGCGACAUCCUAUGCUGGAACGGCGAGGUCUUCUCAGGACUCCCCGUGGGAAACUCCAACGACGGACUAAUGCUCUUCCACGAGCUCCAGCGCGUCAAAAAGCUACACCCAAAGGACUUUAUUUUGCGCGUGUUCAGUCGCAUAGAAGGGCCCUAUGCUUUUGUCUACGUGGACCGAGAGAGCGAGACGGUGUGGUUCGCACGCGAUGUGCUUGGCCGCCGGUCGCUGCUCAUUAAGCGCCAACAAGGCCUGUGGCUGGCAUCCGUGACACAAGCGGGUGAGGCGUGGGCAGAGGUAGCUGCUCAACGCAUUUUCCAGCUGGACCUGGCUGCUGCGCCCCAAGCGGACGAAGUUGGGGAGCUGCCGCUGUUGCUGGUUGAGCAUGAGUGGCGGUACGCGGACAGUGCUGGAGAGUCGCCUUUGGUUCUGCCGUUUGGCCGCGUAACCGACACUCAUGGAGCCGGCACCAGCAGCCCGGGUGCUCCAUCCGCCGGGCUUCCAGAGCUCGACGCAGCGUGGCUGCCCUUUGUUGAUGGGCUACAGGCAGCCCUCUCCGCGGCUCUCCUUCAGCGCACUGACUCUGUCCCGCACCAUGGCGCCUCAGGCACGCCGCGCAUCGGCAUUCUUUUCUCCGGCGGCAUCGACUGCAUCACCCUAGCGGCACUCCUUGCGCAGCAGCUUCCCGUGUCCGAACCCAUCGAGCUCUUCAACGUGGCCUUUGAGAACCCGCGCCAGCUCAAACACGCAGCCACCACCCUAUCCCAGCCUAAAUACAACGUGCCGGAUCGCAAAACUGGCAUCCAAGGGUGGAUCGAGCUCCGCCGCCUGUAUCCUGACCGGGAGUGGCGCUUUGUUGAAGUCGACGUUCCUUAUGCCCAGGUGCUAAUGCAUCGCGAACAUAUACGGGGCCUGCUGUGUCCAGCAGAUACUGUUAUGGAUAUGAGCAUUGGCAUGGCGAUUUGGUUUGCCAGCCGCGGAAUCGGCCGCAUCAAGCACGACGCCCAGAAUGGUGAGGGGGCAGAGUAUACGGGCCAGGCGCGCGUAUUGAUUCUCGGCAUGGGCGCUGACGAGCAGUUGGGUGGAUACUCCCGGCACCGCGUUGCGUGGGACCGCCGCCAUCAGUGGGCGGACCUCGGGGCGGAAAUCCGCCUCGACGUCGAGCGCAUUUCCUGCCGGAACCUUGGCCGCGAUGACCGAAUGGUUUCGGAUCAUGCGCGGGAGGCCCGGUAUCCAUUUUUGGCUGCCGAGGUGGUGGCCUUUUUGGCCAAUGUGCCGCUGAAUCGCAAAAUGGAUAUGCGAUAUCCAAGGGGAAUUGGUGAGAAGAUUUUACUCAGACUGCUGGCCCAAAGAAUAGGCCUGGUUAACGCAUGUAUGUUACCGAAACGUGCGAUUCAGUUUGGCGCGCGUACUGCGAAAAUGGAAACGUCACAGUCGAAGGGACAGGAUACAUUGUAAUACGCAAAGUGAGAUUUUUUUAUCAAUAUUGUUUCAUCAUAAUUGUUUUUUUUUUGUUAUUCAUAUUCAUGUCAUGAUUUUAAUUCUUUUUUUAUAGUGUAAGG